Messenger RNA from Rotaria socialis, 312 nucleotides. The record is from the annotation of a GenBank genome assembly. NCBI's taxonomy places the organism in Eukaryota, Metazoa, Rotifera, Eurotatoria, Philodinida, Philodinidae.
AUGUACAUCGAUCCGACAAACAAGAACGUUUUCGACCAUCUGUAUAAAUACAAACGAAAAAUGAUUAUAAAAAUGAAAUUUUGUCUGUUUUUUUUUAAAGAAUUUGAACUUCAUCAUCAAGAAUCUGUUUAUGUUUCAAAUGCAACAUCAUCAUCUCAAGCUUGUUCUAUUCAACAAUCAUCUGAAGAACAACAAUAUCGUAGUUCUCAAGAUUUUAUUUCUCAUUGUGGAGAUUAUGAAUCUGUCGCACAUGCUAAUAUUUUAUCACAACAACAAAUUUAUUCACGGGCUAAUCAUCAUCUUGUUUCAUAA